Molecule: messenger RNA, 3445 nt
Organism: Dichomitus squalens LYAD-421 SS1
Lineage: Eukaryota; Fungi; Basidiomycota; Agaricomycetes; Polyporales; Polyporaceae
Product: P-loop containing nucleoside triphosphate hydrolase protein
Exons: 14
Coding region: 1-2331 (776 amino acids)
Biological process (GO): double-strand break repair via homologous recombination
Cellular component (GO): chromosome; cytoplasm; nucleus
Molecular function (GO): ATP binding; four-way junction helicase activity; nucleic acid binding
Source: RefSeq, a predicted model, not a curated record
AUGCGAGAUGCUUACCGCUGGGAUGCUGACCCCAAGGAGUUCCAACUUCGUGCUGUACAAGCUCAGAUCGAAGGCACCGACAUGAUUGUGCAGGCGCCGACUGGAGCAGGCAAGACUGCUAUCGCCGCUGGACCCCAUCUAUGGGCCGGCAAUGAGAAGAGAUUUACGCUUAUGGUUUGCCCGCUACUGGCUUUAGAAGAAGAGAUGUGCCAAACAUUUCUCACCGACUUUGGCCUACGAGCCAUAGCCUUGAACAGCAAAAAUGGUGCAUGUUCUCCUGAAGCGAUUAAGGCCAUUCUUGCGCACGAAUAUCAAGUCAUACUUGUCUCCCCCGAAAUGCUCCAGUCCCGUACUUUCAUGAACCGCAUCCUCCGCAAUAGUCGCUUUAUGAAGCGAAUCAUUUCGAUGUUUGUCGAUGAAGCUCACUGUAUUGUCCUAUGGGGCACAGAUUUCCGCAAGAAGUAUGGCACGCUAGGCAAGGUGCGCGCGUUCUUGCCCCGUGGUACGCCUGUCAUCGCCGUAUCCGCCACCCUCACUCCGCGAGUCGUCCGAGCCAUAUGGGCAUCCCUCCAUUUCGCUCAAUCAGACACACAAAGCCAUUACUGCAACGAAGGGAACGACCGCGCAAAUGUGUCCAUCGUGGUACGCGCCUGCGAGCAUCCUCUCAAUAGCUAUGCCGACCUCUCGUUUGUAAUCCCCCCCACUCUCCGUUCCAUCACCGACAUUCCGAAGACCUACGUUUACGUCGACAGCAUCGCAACCGGGGGCGAAAUCAUCGAUUAUCUAAAUGGUCUGCUCGACAAACAUUUCGACCUGCUGACCGCGUCCGAACCAGAUCGAGCUCGCUUCCGAGGCGUUGUCCGUCCCUUCAACGCCACUCUCUCACAUCGGUAUCGAACAUUGGCGAUGUCACGCUUUCGCGACGGCAACAUUCGCGUCUUGGUUUGCACUGACGCUGCUGGUAUGGGCUGCAACAUUCCCGAUAUUGAUCGGGUGAUCCAAUGGAAGCUGCCAGCGACUUUCUCUCACUACAUCCAGCGAGCUGGACGCGCUGCACGAGGCCGAGAUCGCACGGGCAUCGCCAUCAUGCUCGUAGAGCGAUCGGCAUACAACACCGACCUUGGGCCGUCCUUGAACCAAGGAGAAAUGUUCGCGCAUUCAAAGUCCAAGGCCAAAAUCCGCAGAGCCAUAGAUGGUGAUGAUCGAGUUGUCCGCACGGUCUCCAAAGAGAAGCGCAACAAAGGAGACAUUCGGGAAUACGCGCUCGCACACGGUCUAGCGCGGGGAGGUUCGGCGCGACAAGACGCUCCACUGACUGGUGUCCAGCCGCAUACUGUUGAAGAUAGCCCUGACGAGGGUCUCUUAGCCUUUGUUCAGAGCACCUCAUGUCGACGCCAAGUAUGGGCACGCAUAUUCGACAAUCCGCACCCGUUAGCUCCAGUGGUCCCCUGCUGCGAUAUCUGCUCCCCUUCACUGUUCGAUCGCGCACGACCACCUCUUCUCCCACCCGAAAGCCGAGCACGCAACCUCAAACGGGGUGAACCGGACCUCUGCGCGCAGGACAAGCUGCGUAACUGGCGCAACAAUAUUUUUGGCAAGCAUCACCCUAGUGCCCAGUAUGACGCGACAUCUGUUCUAGACGACGAACUCAUUCUCAUGCUCGUCUCACAUGGUCCGCUUGAAUCCCACCAGGCCCUCAACCUCAUCAAAGACAAAUGGCCAUUCCACGACACCCACGGUGUAGAGCUAGGAAUGUACGUGGCUACCCUCGAAAUCAAGUUCUCAGCCAUCCCCAGCAAAACGCGUGCCCAAAAUGCUCCCCCUUCCACUCCAAUACUUGAACGACGCCCCAUCUCCUCCCUAGCCAACGCACAAUGCAAACCCUCCCUCAUCCCCACGCUGUGGGUUCAGUUCGCGAACGCGGGCAACACUACUUGCGCAAGCAGCCAGCUGGAUUGGUACACGAGCGUAGUCGGAGAGUCACCUUGUGUAACGUACCAGCGGCUACGUCAAAUCUGCAACAAUGACUAUCAAGUGCCGACUUUCAGGACGAACACCCCUGGAGAUCAGUGCGAUGACCAAGUUGCCUCAUGUUGCUGCAACACCGUCGCGUUCCAGCUGAGCAUGCUCUGCAUGAAUUGCCAAUAUGACACCCAGCCUGGCGACCAAAUCGGGAUUGACGCAGGUGUGGGAGCGUAUACGCUCUAUCGGCAGACCUGUGGUGCGGGGACGAAUCAUUCUCUUCCAGACGACAUCCAGUCAGCCGUGUGUAAUUUGAACAUCCGAUUAGACAAUUAUCUAUAUGGUGGGUGGGAUGACGGUUCCUGGUAAAGUGUAUGGACGAAAGAAAACGCUGAUCGCGACCACGCCGCAAACAACAAUAACACCUUCACCCACUGCGCGAAUCAGAUCUCGCCUUCGUCCACACCCACGUCUACCUCCAGCUCGAGCAGUAGUGCUGCCCCGGCGACGACGACAAUCUCGUCGCAAUCUACCUCUACCUCUUAUUCUGGUGCACCAGCACAAACCGGAGCGGACAACAAUGCAAGUGGCAGCCAUAGUUCCCACAACAAUAUUGGCCCCAUAGUCGGUGGAGUGCUAGGGGGCAUUGGUGCUGUGGCAGCCGUCGUCGGAGCUCUCGUCUUCUGGAGGAUCAGGAGAGACCCCAGCGGUGCUACCCCUGCGACUCCAGAUCCGCAUUACAGCUAUGGCUACCAGGACAAUCCCCCGAUGGGAUCUGCCACACCGUUCGCGGCCAGCAUAGGGGCAAUGUCCCCAGGGAGCGAGGCUUUCGCUUCAGGUGGAACAGUGGUGGGGGAACCAUAUCCAGGAUUCGGUGCUGGGUCAGCAAUCUGGUCCCAAGUGAGCCACUCGAUCAUCCCUCCCAGUACGUUAUCCCCCGACGAGUCUCUCCGGCACGACGAUGCUGGUCCUAUCGCCGAGCUGAGUCGCUCACCUUCCGGCCGCCUGCCACCCGCAUACCGCUCUUGGGAGCAGGCAACGGGCACGGGUUCCAACUGUGGCUCAGCAUCCGUCCCUGGAACGGGGUCAGCAGGGGGUUCAGCAUACUCAGAGACACAGCCGUUUGGCGUCUUAUCCCCAACGGGAUCAUCCUCGGUCGCGUCGCCGUCCCCGCAGGAGUUCGAUCCGCAUGUGCCUCUCGUCCCUCUGAGAAGAUCGUCAAUAGCAAAGGAGUAGACGCGAUGGCGCGACUCUCUUGCGAACAGCGAUCUGCACGACGUCUCCUUGGGUCCUUACUCUUUUUUUUUCCUUCGGUUUUGCUUGCAACGAAUCGGUAUACCUCUUGCGGUCGCACCUCCCACUCUCCGCAUUCGAUCAUAUGUAUCCUUGUCUCGAGUUCUGGCACGUACGAUAGUCAUCGAUCGGACCAUGUCCUCCCAUUCGAGUAACAGUAUAUACUUUCUCCCCAAGAGAGAUUGAAGAC